Pelobates fuscus (common spadefoot toad) is the source of this 2538-nucleotide messenger RNA. It is a transcript of the gene SPARCL1, whose product is annotated as SPARC like 1. The transcript has 11 exons. Gene Ontology annotation, biological process: anatomical structure development. Bases 84 to 1961 code for a protein of 625 amino acids. Gene Ontology annotation, molecular function: extracellular matrix binding; collagen binding; protein binding. The record is from RefSeq and is a predicted model, not a curated record. NCBI's taxonomy places the organism in Eukaryota, Metazoa, Chordata, Amphibia, Anura, Pelobatidae.
CUCAUUCUGCAUUUCCCUUUCCCACCCAGUACUGCUGUCUGGUUUUAUCUGGAUGGUGAUAUAUACAUUAAGCUGCGAAAAUCAUGAAUAUAAUUUUUCUAACUUGUUUUAUUGGGAUAUAUUUGGUGUCAGAAGUGGAUUCACUCAUGGCGAGACAUAGACGGAGGCAUGAACAAGCAUUAAUCGGUGACAUUUCAAAACAAGAGCCUGGAAGUCAGGACAGUAGCCAAGAGAAAAAUGAGGACAUUGGAAUUAUUGACUUGCAAAAUAUUGGACCCGAAAAACGUUUGAGUGACACGGAAGAUUUUCAGCUAGAAGAUGCCAUAUCAAAAUUAGGAAUUUUUCCAAUAAAAUAUUUUCAGAAUAUGGAGAAGAAAAAGGACCAGAAUGAAAAACAUACUUUGAGCAUUGAUGAAACACACAAUGAAAGUAAACAUGCUCAUCAUGAUCUAAAUGAAAAUCAUGACACAGUAGAUGACAAUGAUGAUUAUGAAGAUAGUGUAGAUACAAAGAUUGAGACAAAAGAGUUGAGUGCUUUGAGCAAAGACAGCCAACAGUCAACAAGUAAUGAGGAUCCAAGUGAAGACAAUGUUUCAUCUGGUGACCAGUCAGAAGAAUAUGAUGCUAGUCUAAUGAAACCUAACUUUCAAAGAGAGGAAUUGGAAGAUAAUUACAAAAAGGAGUAUAUCAAUAUUCUGAGGCAAUACUACAAUGACAAAGAUUUCAAGUAUAUUUUAAAUAGCACUCAAGAUGAUAAGAAUGAUGAAAAAGAUAUAGAAACUGAAACUGAAGAAGAGUUCAUAAACAAAGAGGAGCAAAUUCUCAAUCAUAUAAUUUCUUUCACUCCCUCUAAAAAUAACAUUUCUGUUAAUAAAGAUAGUGGAAAUUAUAGUGACAAUGCUCAAAGCUACUCUUCUGGCCAUGGAAGGAAUUAUACUACGCUAGAAAAACAUCAAAUGGAGAUUCCUCAGGUUGACAUGGAGAACACCAUUAAUGAAAAAAAGGAAAGGACAGAGAAAGGCACAAACGAUACUAUGUAUAUUAAUAGGAUAAGGGAAAAUGAACAAAAUGGAAGCAGUAGAAAUAAAAAAUUGCUAGUCCCUGAACAUGUCGAUCACACACUUCUCAACCCAACUAGUAUGGAGAACCAUAGCAUUCUUCUCCAUGACAAUGAUAUAGAAGAUGACCAAGGUGACUAUGUAUUUAAUACCUUGUUGGACCAGGCUGAAGAUAGUGUUCUUGAGAAACCCUUACCUGACCCAUGUAGGAAUUUCCACUGUAAAAGGGGGAAAAUGUGUGACAUUGAUGAAGAAGGAAAUCCAAGUUGUGUUUGCCAGGAGCCAAGUGCCUGCCUUUUUGGGAAUGUAAAUGAUAAUGUUUGUGGCACUGAUAACAAGACAUAUGAAAGCCCAUGUCAUCUCUUUGGUACCAAGUGCAAGCUUGAAGGAACUAAAGAAGGCAACAGUCUACAUCUGGAUUACCAGGGAUCAUGCAAAUAUAUUCCUCACUGCACUGACUACGAAUUAGCGGUUUUUCCAUUCAGAAUGAGAGACUGGUUGAAAAAUGUACUUCUACAAUUGUAUCAGAGAGAUUUAGAGAAUUCUGGAUUUCUCUCGGAAAAGCAACGGGACAAGGUAAAGAAAAUCUAUGAAAAUGAGAAACGCCUUCUGGAAGGGGAUCAUAGCAUUGGCUUGUUGUUAAGAGAUUUUGAGAAAAACUAUCACAUGUAUGUGUAUCCAGUACAUUGGCAGUUUCAUCAGCUUGAUCGACAUACAGUGGACAGGCUGCUUACACGCUCAGAGCUUGCUCCUCUUCGUACCCCCUUGCUUCCAAUGGAGCAUUGCGUGACCGCCUUCUUCCAACAGUGUAACACCAACAGUGAUAAACACAUCUCUCUCAAGGAGUGGUGUCAUUGUUUUGGAAUUAAAGAAGAAGAGAUAAAUGAAGAUCUUUUGUUCUGAAACACAAGUGAAAUGUGAUAAAGAAGAUCCUUACAUCUAACACCCAUGCUACUUCUAGAAAUUCAAAUACAAAUGUAAUGUUUAAUGUAAUCCUUUGUACAAAUACAAUACAUUAAAGGAACACUCCAGACUCCUAAAGCACUUUAGCUUGCUGAAGUGUUUUAUGUUUAAAGAAUGUGCCAUUAUGUUUUAAUUAGGAGUAUAUCACCUAAACAGUAUUUUUUUUUUUAUAUAUUAGGGCAAUGGAGUGUCCACUUUAGGACCUGUUUUCUAAAACUGAUGAAUGAAUGAUAGGUUAUGUUUGAGUUUCACAUUAAUUACAUCACUGGUUGUCGAACCCAUCCUCAAGAGUCUUCGACAGUAUAAGUUGUAUCAGUAUGCCCUGAAAAACUAUUUUGUAUUCCCAAUAGCUUGGACUCCUGGUGACUCAAGAUGUAUUACUGUGUGCAUAAUAUAACAUUUAAUAGACUAACUGUUAUAACCUUUUGUGAGUCUUCAUGUCUACCAUAGUUAAAAUGUUUUAAUAACACACUGCCUUUUCACAACCAUUUAACGCACCUCCUAUUAUAUUAAAAUA